UCCAUGAUGUUUGCCCAGUGCACCCAGAAGUGUGCAGGCUCCAUGCUGCUGAUGGCACUGCUGUGCUGCAUCCCUUCUCCUCCAGCACAAGCCAGCAAGAGCUCGGAGGACAUCCGCUGCAAGUGCAUCUGUCCCCCGUACCGGAACAUCAGUGGGCACAUUUAUAACAAGAACGUGUCGCAGAAGGACUGCAACUGCCUGCAUGUUGUGGAGCCAAUGCCGGUACCAGGGAAUGAUGUGGAGGCCUACUGCCUGCUGUGUGAAUGCAAGUACGAGGAGCGCAGCACCACCACCAUCAAGGUGAUCAUCAUCAUUUACUUGUCCGUGGUGGGGGCACUGCUGCUUUACAUGGCUUUCCUUGUGCUGGUGGACCCUCUGAUCCGAAAGCCAGAUGCUUAUACCCAGCCUCUGCACAAUGAGGAGGAGAAUGAGGAUGCUCGCUCCUUGGCCGCAGCCCCCACCCCGUCUGGCGCUAGGGCCAACACGGUGCUGGAGAGGGUGGAGGGGGCCCAGCAGCGCUGGAAGCGCCAGGUGCAGGAGCAGAGGAAGACAGUUUUCGACCGCCACAAGAUGCUGAGCUAG
Molecule: messenger RNA, 582 nt
Organism: Phaethon lepturus (White-tailed tropicbird)
Lineage: Eukaryota; Metazoa; Chordata; Aves; Phaethontiformes; Phaethontidae
Gene: TMEM9
Product: transmembrane protein 9
Exons: 5
Coding region: 4-582 (192 amino acids)
Cellular component (GO): lysosomal membrane
Source: RefSeq, a predicted model, not a curated record